CGAAGCGAAAAGCCUCACCCUGCGUGCAUCUACCACUAGCUAGCACGUCGCUCGCUCAGUACACAUAUAUAUUGGUCGAGUGAGGAGACGUCCAUCCACAGGAAGAUGGAGAAGGCCGGUAGCAAGGUGACAGUCAAAGUGGAGGAGCCGAACCUGGAGGGCCACGGCGGCGGCAGCAACUCUGCCGCGCCGGGAGGAGGAUCGACGGCCGUGCUGCCGCUCCAGCAGGGUGCGUUGUUGCCGGCGGACCGCUUUGCAGUUGUUCUGCCGGACAUCUCCCUUGGCGCCCCCGCAACCAUCACCGUCAGCAUCGGCGACCAUCGCAGCGAGGCGAAAGCCGCCGAGGAUAAACUCCAGAAGGUCAAGGCAAAGGGGCACGUUCUCAAGAUGGGUCCCUGCGGCGGCCCCCGUGGCGACGCCUGGAAGAUGGACGUGCGCGGCGGCGACCGCAUCGUCAAGGUAAUACUGUGGCAUGCAGGCGCCGUCGACGCCAUCUCGGUGUCUUACGAGCGUGACGGCCGGAUUGAGCAGACGGAGCACUGGGGAAAACUUGAGGGUCGACAGCGCUCAGAGAUCUGUCUGGAGCCGGACGAAUACCUCACCGGUAUGAAAGGGCAUGUGGGCGAGUUUGGUGGCUCUUUCCUCGUCGGAGCGCUUACUUUAGUUGGCAACCGGCGCUCCUUCGGACCAUACGGGACACGGAAAGGCCCGCCGUUCGAGCUGCCAGCGGCGGGCGGCAGGAUAGUUGGCUUCCACGGGCGCUCCGGAGGCCUCAUUGACGCACUUGGCAUUUACGUCGAAACGGACAACUAAACUCUUCUAUAUCUGUGAUGAUUGAUCCUACCAUGUGAACAGAUUUAGACGUCCGCACUAUUGUUAAUUUGGACAACCUAUCUCUUUUGUGAAUGUUUG
Messenger RNA from Triticum aestivum (bread wheat), 912 nucleotides. Its product is annotated as jacalin-related lectin 19-like. The transcript is spliced from 3 exons. The record is from RefSeq and is a predicted model, not a curated record. Lineage: Eukaryota; Viridiplantae; Streptophyta; Magnoliopsida; Poales; Poaceae. The coding region runs from base 106 to 813 and encodes 235 amino acids. Gene Ontology annotation, molecular function: carbohydrate binding.